Arctia plantaginis is the source of this 624-nucleotide messenger RNA. The record is from the annotation of a GenBank genome assembly. Lineage: Eukaryota; Metazoa; Arthropoda; Insecta; Lepidoptera; Erebidae.
AUGGUGACAAAACUAACAAUCCUGAUGAUAAUCGCUCACCUGCAUCGAGCCGACAACACACCGUUACGACAAUUCAGGGAACCGAAAGCAGCCCACGCACUCCCGUUACUCAUACCGCACCAACCUUCGGAGACAUCACCCACCCAUAUGAUACUUACACCACCACGAGUCAAGAAAAGUCCCAACAUCAUCUCAAUACCACUAUCGCAAAUAAUAGUACCAAAUCUUCACGUGAUCCCAUUGUCGCAAUCCAAUGUUCAUCACAGUUCCAUCCACACAGAUGUAAAACACAUCAUCACCAAUGACAACAUCAAAAUUCCCAUCAUUUCUCAAACAGUUUCCCGCACCAGUUCAAAUGUAACCCACCCAACGCCGUCAAUGCUGAUUCCAUACACACAUAACCUUGUGCCUUUUCAUGACUUAUCCGUGAUACCGCUGCAGAAGUCUUUGCACACUGUGCACAAAAUUGACCCAAAGACAGGUCACUACAGGCUCAUGGAGAACAAAGAUGAGAACAUGAAUGAAGAACCAGUUAAUAUUGUGAGAAGUAUUUAUGGUGGGUUUGGUACGGGGUUGUAUUUCGGAGGGCAGGGUGCUGGCCAUGGGUUUCAUAUUUUCGGGUAG